Molecule: messenger RNA, 1096 nt
Organism: Culex quinquefasciatus (southern house mosquito)
Lineage: Eukaryota; Metazoa; Arthropoda; Insecta; Diptera; Culicidae
Product: protein takeout
Exons: 4
Coding region: 251-1000 (249 amino acids)
Source: RefSeq, a predicted model, not a curated record
AGGAUCCUCCAACGGUUUUCGGAAUCAGUCGCCAGCGGAGGCUCGUCGUGGAGGCAAGGAUUCUCUUUCGGUUUCGGUUUCGUUUCGUUCUGGUGCCUGUUCUUCAGAUGCUGAUUGGAUACUAAGUGGUGUGAAUCGUGUGAUCAUAAAACAGCAUAGUGAUAACAGCAGCAAAACGAAGACUGGACUGAAUUAAGUGUGAAGAUAUAAUCGGUGUAGCAUUCUCCCGUUGAUAUUCUAUAAUCUUAAAAUGGAACUGUUGCUGUGCGUCGUUUUUCUAGUUUCAACUUUGUCAACCGGUUUUGCACAAGUUCUGCCUCCAACAUUCCAACUGUGCCACCGGAGCGAUCCCAAGUUUGACAAAUGCCUCUCGGAAGCGAUCACCGGUGCCCUUCGUGCAAUGAAAAACGGAAUUCCGGAGUUUGGCAUUCUUCCCAUCAAUCCGCUGGCCAUUUCGGCGCUUUCCAUCCAGCAAGGAGCAUCGUCCCCGAUUAAUCUGAAACAGGAUUUCAAAAAUCUAAAACUAACCCACCUGGCAGAUUCGGUUGUAACGCGAUCAAAGACUGACUUGGACAAAUUUGUGCUGCGUUCUGAAGCCGUUACGCCGUACAUGGAAAUUUUUGGGGAUUAUACGAUGGAAGGACGAGUGCUUCUGUUACCCGUGACUGGACGAGGAUUCGCGAAUAUAACUCUGCAUGGAUUAAAAACAAAACACGAGCUAAUCGGUGAGCCAGUUCAACAAAAUGGUGAAACCUUUAUGCGUAUAAAGAAGUACAAUGUGAAGCUGGAAGAACCUAAGCAUAUGACGAUUUUCUUUGGAAAUUUGUUCAACGGAGAUGUUGCGUUGGGUAAUGCAAUGAACGGAGUCAUGAACGAUAACUGGCAGUUGAUGUUUAGAGAGCUGCGUGGUGCAUUUGAGGACACUUUCGGUUACAUAUUUAAGGACAUCAGCAAUAAACUAUUCCUUAAGGUUCCUAUGAACAGAAUAUUUUUAAAUUAAAAAUGGUGCAGUUACAUGCAAUCAUUGUACAAAUUACUUUGUAGUGCUGCAGUUAAGGCUUCCUUACUGUUGUGAAUAAAUAUGUUAUAAGAAGUA